AUGUAUCUCCGUUACCUUCUUGGUUUCUUCCUCAUGUGUUGUAUUUUGGUAGCUCAAGCUCAAGAUCAACACAAUGCCACGAUUAAUGCAACUGAUACCCAAGUGAAAGUCCCUAAAAAACAGAUAAUGUUAAGAAAACUGCAUGAAGAUGACAAGCAGGGCGAAGGAAUGGUGCACAUUGUGAUACACAAGAUUCAACCUGGAGAUCCGUACUACAAGGUUUUCGAUGGCGAUGAGAAGGCAGCUCGGGGAUUCACUAAUAAGAUAUGGAAUCGUCUGUUAAACCGUUAUAGCACUAUGAUUAUUUAA
Drosophila takahashii is the source of this 309-nucleotide messenger RNA. RefSeq lists its product as uncharacterized. The record is from RefSeq and is a predicted model, not a curated record. NCBI's taxonomy places the organism in Eukaryota, Metazoa, Arthropoda, Insecta, Diptera, Drosophilidae.